AUGAGGCUUAAAAACCCUUUCGUCUUUAUCGUACAGAUUUUGCUCGACAUUCUGCUGGUGCCUAUCAGCGUGGAUGAUGCAACCCUCGGCAAGAUUACGGUGUCCGACGUCCCGCUGUCUGCAUCCGUCAUCAGACGUUUUGACCAACCGGACACAAGCGAGCGUCACAAGCACCGGACCCACCCACUUCAAAACGAAUACCCGCGGCCCAUCUUCGACAAGCCAUCGUCAUCGACAGCUUCGUUUGAGGCUAUAAAACCGGGCAGCGGGAGGCACCACGACACUGGGCACGGCAGCUUCUCGGACAUGAGGCUUAAAAACCCUUUCGUCUUUAUCGUACAGGUAAGGAGGCACUACUACCUAUCUUUUCGUAGUAAUAACGUGUGCCUGAUCUUGCUGCCGUGGCCACGGUCGUGUUAUUCAUUGUUGUGCAAUGUGAUCGUGUAUUUAAAAAUGCUACUCGUGCUUAGCGGUGAUGUUGAGGUUAACCCUGGUCCGGACAUGAAGAUUAUAAUGGAACAGCUUAAAGCCAUUGCUAAAGAUAUACAGGACAUAAAGAACGAAAAGGUCACAACAAAUGACAGACUCUCAGCCAUCGAACAAAAGCUAGAAAGCUUUAGUACGCUCCAAACUACCGUCAGUGCGUGUCAAGAAAAAAUAAAUGAACUUGAAGCUAACAUCAAAACCAUUUCUAAAAAGCUAGACGAUUUGGAAAACCGAAGCAGAAGAGCAAACUUGAUAAUCUACGGAAUCGAAGAAAAAGACACUGAAAACAGUGAAAUACUUGAAAGAGUGGUUUCAGACGAAAUCUUCGGAAAGCUUCUUAACACGCCGAUAUCAGGCAUCGAAAGAAUUCACCGUCUGGGAAAAAAGACGGACCAAAAAAUUAGACCUGUCAUCCUAAAACUACUUGACUGCAGAGAUAAGACAAGAGUGCUGAAAAAUUGCUUCAAAUUGAAAGGGACAACGUUUUCUAUCAGCGAGGAUUUUUCACGCCCCGUGCAACAGAUACGAAAGAAACUGUGGGAAAGCACUAAAAUCAAUCGAGAUAAAAACGACAAAGUGUUCUUGACUUUCGAUAAGGUCAGGGUAAACGGGCAGUGGUACGCAUGGGACGAGGAUAAAAAUGACAAAGUUCUAAUAGCAAAAAACGAUGUCACC
Molecule: messenger RNA, 1161 nt
Organism: Ixodes scapularis (black-legged tick)
Lineage: Eukaryota; Metazoa; Arthropoda; Arachnida; Ixodida; Ixodidae
Exons: 1
Biological process (GO): retrotransposition
Cellular component (GO): ribonucleoprotein complex
Molecular function (GO): single-stranded RNA binding
Source: RefSeq, a predicted model, not a curated record